Messenger RNA from Kalmanozyma brasiliensis GHG001, 4797 nucleotides. RefSeq names its product Acyl carrier protein-like protein. The coding region runs from base 1 to 4797 and encodes 1598 amino acids. NCBI's taxonomy places the organism in Eukaryota, Fungi, Basidiomycota, Ustilaginomycetes, Ustilaginales. The transcript has a single exon. Gene Ontology annotation, biological process: fatty acid metabolic process. Gene Ontology annotation, molecular function: phosphopantetheine binding; medium-chain fatty acid-CoA ligase activity. The record is from RefSeq and is a predicted model, not a curated record.
AUGAGUGCAGAUUUCCCUCUUGGCUUCUUGUAUAGCCUCCCACCCAGGCCCAAGACCAAAUCGCUGGGUGAUCACAUCGCAGAACACGUCACCGACAAUGGCAGAAUAUCCACCCUCAUCGACUGUCUUCCUUCCACAUCCAAUCCUGCCCUCUGGUCGCCCGAUCUCUCCCGUCCACCACUAGAGCACCGCCACAUCAAGUCGUUCGUCACCAACUUCAUCCUACCAUGCUCUCCCAGCCGCGCACCCUUGGGUCCCAACGACCGCGUCAUGAUGGCGCUCCCAACGGGUCCCGAGAACGCGUUGGCGCUUCUCUCCGUUGCCGCAUAUCACACCUGUGCUCCCGUGAACGCGAGCUGUACCGCCGGCGAGCUGCGCGACGAUGCUGUCCGUCUGCGGGCCCGUGCCGUUGUCACCACCAGAGACGCGGUAGAGCGCUUGGGUCUGCACGCCUUGCGCGAUCAAGACGACAUGGAGAUCAUCUUUGUCGACCCGCGCUCUUCGGGACCCGCUGGUCUUUUCGAUAUGGCUCUCCUCGGCGAAAACACGAUCGCGUCUACUGCUGGCCGUCGACCUUCUGCACCGCAUGGACUCGAACACCAGAGUCUCGUGCUCCACACCUCCGGUACCUCGGGCAAGAAGAAGGUCGUCCCCUACUCGCUGCGUCAUCUCAUUAUCGGUACAUGCUGUGUCGUCUACUCGUGGGAUCUGCGCCCAGAGAGCGUCAACAUGAACAUGAUGCCCCUCUUCCACGUCGGUGGUAUCGUUCGAAAUCUGUGGUCGCCCGUCUUUUCAGCAGGAAGCGCCAUCAUGUGCGCUGGUUUCGACGCCAACGCUUGGUGGCCCCUCGCAAAGCAGCUCGGUGCCACUUGGUACUACGCAGCGCCCACCAUGCACCACGCCAUUCUCGCGUCCAAGCCUGAAGGCAUCGAUGCAUCAAGGGAGACCAACAUCAAGAUGAUCGCCAACGCCGCAGGUGGUCUCUUGCCCUCGCUCGCCAUCCAGCUCAAGGAGACUUUCAUCGGUUGCGCUGUGCUGCCUUCGUACGGAAUGACUGAGUGCAUGCCCAUCGCCUCGCCCCCCACCAAUUACCAGCUCGACCGCCCAGGCUGUUCUGGUGUCGCCUGCGGUCCCGAUCUUUCCAUUCGAGACCCCUUCGACAAGGAGCGCGAACUUCCUGUGGGCCAGACCGGUGCCGUUUCGGUGCGAGGUCUGCCCACCUUCUCGGGCUACGAAGUAUCAGCAGAUCCAUUCGAGCCGCUCGAUACCUCGGCCUUCUCGAGCGAAGGCUGGUUCGACUCCGGUGACAUGGGCCACAUGGACGCCGACGGAUACCUCUACAUCACGGGUCGAUCCAAGGAGAUCAUCAACAAGGGUGGUGAAGUUGUGUCCCCCUUCGAGGUCGAGGAGGCCAUCACACAGGCCUGCUCGGAUCGCGUAAAGCAGUGCCUGGCAUUCUCGAUCGAACACAACGUGCUGCAAGAAACCAUCGGUGUCGUCGUUGUCCCUGUUCCCAACCAACCCCGUGUCGGUCUUGCCGAACUCCACAACAUGCUGCGAUCCCACUUGCAUCCUUCCAAAUGGCCAUUCGCAGCCGUUUACAUGGACGACGUUCCCAAGAACCAAGCAGGAAAGCCACUCCGCAUCAAGCUCGGCACCCGUCUCGGCAUCGGACCGCUGUCGGACGAUGUCCCACCGCUACAGCGUCACUUUGAAGCCAAAGCACCAGGCAAAGAGGUGCCGCUUUCGGAGCCCAUCCCUUGCAACCUUGUCAGCGUCGAUGUACGAGCCGUCGAGAGGGCCUGCUACCGCAUUCCAGGCAUCAUCGAAGCCGCCGUUCGUCAGCGCCGCGAUGGCUCGCCAGAAGCUUUCAUCCAGGUCGAGGAGGACGCUGACUACGAUGCAGCUGACAUUGACCGAGCUCUUGCACAAGUGCUCCACGGCUACGUGGUGCCCAACCCUCUUCACGUCUUCCGACAACCCUUGGCCAAGAACCACGGUCAGAUCGACUUUGAUACCAUGGAAGCCGAAGUGCGAAGGCAGAACGCUUCGAGCAUGACUCGAACCGCCUUGAUUGUCCGUGACAUCAUCGCUCGUCUGCUCGACACCGAGGCUGGCUCCAUCACAGCCGAGUCCGACUUCUUCCUUCUCGGAGGUAACAGUCUCUUGCUCGGUCGACUCGUCCACCUCAUCCGCAAAGAGACCGGUGUCUCGCUCGAAGUAUCGACGCUGUUCAUCAACUCGACCAUAGCAGGCAUCGCCGACCUUGUGGAUGAUGAGCAAGGCGAUAUCGAGGAAGAGGAGGACGACUUCUACGAUGGCUACGACGACAAGGGCGCCCUCGGAGCAUCCUAUGCAGCACACCGCUACGACGAGGACGAGGAUGUGGCCUUCCAGAGCCACGGCUACAAGCCACGCAGCCAGACACAUCCCUGGGUCAUCUUCAUCCAGGCGAUUCCCUUCCUCUUCUUCUAUCCUUUCAAGGCUGCCUGGACGUGGACCGUCAUCUUGCACGGUCUCGCGUUCUCUGCCUUCUACAUCCGCGACAUCUUCUGGGAGCGUGUCGGCGCUCUGCUGGCCUCGAUCGUCGUUGCGCGAUUGACGAGUCGUAUCAUCUGUCCUAUCACUGCCAUCGCCUUCAAGUGGCUUGUCAUUGGCCGGUACCGUCCUGGCAAAUAUCCGAUGUGGUGCAACUACCAUCUUCGAUGGUGGAUCGUCAACCAGUCGCUGAAGACUGCCGGUAAAGGUCUUUUCGCCAUGACGCCUGGUCUGCAAAAGACCUACUACCGCCUGCUCGGAAUGUCGAUCGGAUCGGAUGUCAAGAUCGACCAGUUCGCCAAGAUUGCUGAACACGACCUGAUCACCAUCCACGACGGUGCCCGGAUCGACAAGUGCCUCGUCCGAGGAUUCUGUGUCGAGCGCGACGGCUACUUCCGACUCGAGCCCAUCAUUGUCGGUCGCGACUGUGUGGUCAACACCUUUACCCAGAUCUCGCCCGGUGCUAGGCUGGCCGACGGUACGGUGUGGGGUCCCCAGUCCUCUUCGCACGAGGAGCCGUCGUCGGAUGCCUACGCUGCCUAUAACCGCAACAAUGCUCCUCAGCCCCACUGGGCGCUGAUGGUGCUGAUCGGCUGGCCCAUCAUCUUCCUCGUUCGUUUCGCCUGCUACGUGCCGUGGUUUGCAUCGCUGUUCAUGCUCCUUUCGCAGCCAUUCGCCUUCGACCACCACGACAGUGUCAAAGGUGUCAUUGCUUGGUUCGCCUACCCGCGUCGGAUCGGCUGGCAUUACGUCGCUCGAGUUGUGCGAAAUGGUAUGCCGCCGCUCAUCAACUUGGCCCUCGGUAUCCUUGUCAAACGCAUGCUCGGCCUCAACAAGGAGGGCUCGAUGCGCAACGCCACGCAGUACGCGCUCUUCCGUCGAUGGAUGAACCAGCAGCUGCUCUCGCAGCCGCGAGUGCGUCGCGCCCUCGCCAUUCUGGGUACUCACUACGAGAUGACCUCGGUCAUCUUCCGUGCGAUGGGCGCACGUGUCGGCAAGCGCGUCUACUGGCCAGGCUCGAGCAUCUACUGCCCUGACCCUGAGCUUCUCGAGAUCGGUGACGAUGUGGUGUUCGGCUCGCGUUCGGAAGUGUUCACCUCGGACAGCAUCGGCUGGGCGCGCGUUCGUGUGGGACGAGGUGCCAUGAUUGCGGAUCGAGUCGUGCUGCUCCCAGGAACCAUCAUCGGCAAGCAGUGUGUCAUGGGCUCUGGUGCCUUGGCCCGACGAAACGGUCACUACGAGGAAGGCAGUGUGUGGAUGGGUUCAAAGCACGGAGAAGCCGUCAGCUUCGGCAAGGCCGUCCCCGAGAAGAGCGAGACUGGCCUUUCGUCCGACGCCAGCGAAGAGACCAUUACUCCCUUCGGACGCGCUUUCUACAAGCGACAGGCCAACUUCUUUGUCUUCCCGUACCUCAUGUUGGUGGUCAUCAACGUGGGCAUGACCAUCUUCUCCUCGGCGUACUGGGCGACCGCUGCUGUCGGCACGGUGCUCGUGCUCAACCUGCUACGAAAGCACUUCGAGUAUUCGUCGAUUGGCUUCCUGUUUGACGACCACUGGUACCGGCCCGGCCUGAUCUACGCCGUGAUUGCCAUCCUGUUCGUCGUCAUCCUGACGAUCCAGGCCAUCCUGGCUUUCGCUUGGACGAUUGCCACGAAAUGGGCCGUGAUUGGCCGACGUCGCGAAGGCCGCUACGACUGGGACAAGUCGUCGUACUGUCAACGCUGGCAGCUUCAUCUCACGUUGCAAAAGCUCCUCGGACGCGGAUUCGGCGGUCACAUCUACGGCAACAUCUCUGGUACGGCGUUUGCAGUGUGGUACUUGCGAGCGCUGGGUGCCAAGAUCGGCAAGGAUUGCGCCAUCUGGGCUGGUGGCAAGCCAUCGCUGCAGCUGACCGAGCCGGAGCUCGUGUCGAUGGGCGAUCGCGUCAGCAUUGACGACUGCUCGGUGGUGGCGCACAUCAACUCGCGAGGUCGAUUCAGCCUGAACAAGCUGCGCAUUGGGGACGGAUGCGCGAUGCGAACAGGCAGUCGACUGCUUUCAGGUGCUAGCAUGGAACCUCGCUCGAUGCUGCUCGAGCACACGCUUGUAGCAUCAGGAGAGAUUGCCGAAGCAGGCGCCGUGUACGCCGGCUGGCCCGCUCGUCAGCUGCGAGUGCGCAAGGCGCAUCGUAACGGGGGCAUUCACGGCGAGAUGUCGGCUGGCAGCAGCACAACCAACCUCCAUCAACAAGCACCGCCUCCCGGCUACUUUGGACAAUGA